CGUCACUUAACCUGGCCUCGUCCAGGACUCUAGACUCACGAUACGUACGUGAGUGUUUGGUGGAGGAACCCCUUCUUAAUGAACCCCAUCAUUCCGGAGGCCCCUCGGUUACCCCCCACUCUGCCUCUACCUCUACGGACCUACCGGUCGUAGACCCCUCCGGUUCUGCCCUAUUUGACCCCACCACAAUGCGCCAUCCCAGAGCCACGGAAUGGGCUCCUCCUGAGCACAUUGCGCUAUAUAUUCACAAAUGGCUGCGCAAACCGUUAUCUAAGGAGGUGCGCAAUAAGCUACGGGCUGAAUGUCCCCGUCCCUGCAUUCCCGACAAGGUGGCGCUCACUCCUGAGCUUGACCCUAAUGUGGUCGCCCUUUUGUCCGCCUCGCGCUACCCUAGAAAGGGCUUGGAACAGGGUCUUAAAUCCGCCCAGGAUAAGAUCCUGGAUCUUGUUGGCCCCAUUACCCAAAUUUUGUCUUUAGCAGACAAGGCUUAUCUCCAGGCCUCUCCCCUUGAUCCCAAGCUUGUCCGGGAAUGGGCUCUCCGGACUGUUUGCCUUCUGGGAAACGCCAACGUCGCCGUUGCCACAGAACGGCGUAAGGCGGUCCUGCUCCGUAUGGAUCCUCGGCUGGCAGAACUGGGCUCCAAAGAUUUGGGGGCAGCCGCCAACGGAAUGCUCUUUGGCGACGCCUUUGUCAAAGAGCUCAAUCGUCAUGUUUCCCUCCUGUCUUCGUGGAAUAAAGCGAAGCUCUCCAUGAGGAAGGUUUUCCAGCCAGCCCCUCGUUUUUCCUCCAGGGCUGGACGACCGCGGGGCCGGGUCGCCAGCCGUUACUCUUUCCAAGGCUCCAGAUACCCCCAGCAGCCUCAACCGUCCUACCGUGGGGCUUUCCAGCAGCGACCCUUUCCACAACGUGGAGGCAGCAGAGGCAGAGCUUCUACCGGCUUCCCCAGAGGACGCUCAGGGUUCGCUUGAUGCCCUGUCCGGGUGGUACCCCUCCGGGUUGAGAUCCUUCGUUACCUGCUGUUGAGGUUCUUUCCCAUGCGGACUCCCCUGUUCCUGUUUGGAGCCUGCCAUGGAUCCGGUCUUCUUGUUGUCGGAGGUCGUCGGCUGUUCUUCGCCUUCUUCCGACUUCUGGUUGGAGUUCCAGUUUGUGUCCGGUGUUCGUCGCCGGUGUUUGGAUGUUCUUCGUAGGUUCCGGUUCGCAGCGGUCGCAAGAGGAAGUGGAAGGACUGGCUAGGGUGUAUAUACCUUGUGGUGUAUGCCUAUUGGUUGUUUUUUCCUUAUCAAUGUUUCUUUCUUUGCUGCUAUUGGUGAGAAGUAAAGGAAGAUAUGCAAAA
Spea bombifrons (plains spadefoot toad) is the source of this 1333-nucleotide messenger RNA. RefSeq lists its product as uncharacterized. The record is from RefSeq and is a predicted model, not a curated record. The transcript has 2 exons. Lineage: Eukaryota; Metazoa; Chordata; Amphibia; Anura; Pelobatidae. The coding region runs from base 189 to 968 and encodes 259 amino acids.